AUGGAGAGCGAGAACAAGAAGUCGGCGGUGUCGGAUGUGGGAGCCUGGGCAAUGAACGUCAUCAGCUCUGUUGGUAUUAUCAUGGCCAAUAAGCAGCUCAUGUCCUCCAGCGGUUAUGCUUUCAGCUUUGCCACAACCCUAACGGGCUUCCACUUUGCUGUAACGGCUCUUGUCGGCCUCGUUUCAAAUGCCACUGGUCUCUCUGUAUCAAAGCACGUCCCUAUGUGGGAGCUCCUCUGGUUCUCUGUUGUUGCCAAUGUCUCCAUCACUGGCAUGAACUUGAGUCUCAUGCUUAACUCUGUCGGAUUCUACCAAAUUUCUAAGCUCAGCAUGAUCCCAGUGGUUUGCAUUAUGGAGUGGAUCCUUCACAGUAAGCAAUACUCCAAGGAAGUCAAGUUAUCUGUUCUCGUUGUCGUUGUAGGUGUUGGUGUGUGCACUGUCACUGAUGUCAAGGUUAAUGCCAAGGGUUUUAUAUGCGCCUGUUUAGCAGUUUUGUCUACCUCUUUGCAACAGAUUACUAUUGGUUCUUUACAGAAGAAGUACUCAAUUGGAUCUUUUGAGUUGCUGAGUAGGACAGCACCAAUUCAAGCCGUCUCUCUCCUUAUUCUUGGUCCAUUCAUUGAUUACUACCUUAAUGGCAAAUUCAUUACAAACUAUAAGCUAUCUUCUGGUGCCACUCUGUUCAUAAUUCUUUCAUGCUCCCUUGCUGUGUUCUGCAAUGUCAGCCAGUACCUCUGCAUUGGUAGAUUCUCAGCUACAUCCUUCCAGGUUUUGGGUCACAUGAAAACCGUUUGCGUUCUCACACUGGGGUGGCUUCUUUUUGAUUCUGAGAUGACUUUCAAGAACAUAAUGGGGAUGAUUAUUGCAGUUGUUGGUAUGGUAGUCUAUAGUUGGGCGGUGGAGGCUGAAAAGAGUUCAAAUGCCAAGGCUGCACCCAAUACUAAGAACAGUUUGACAGAAGAGGAAAUCAGAUUACUGAAGGAGGGAGUGGAAAGAAUCCCUCUGAAGGAUCUUGAACUUGCAGAGUCUAAGGGUUAG
Molecule: messenger RNA, 1038 nt
Organism: Dovyalis caffra
Lineage: Eukaryota; Viridiplantae; Streptophyta; Magnoliopsida; Malpighiales; Salicaceae
Source: the annotation of a GenBank genome assembly